CAUUUUCAGCAUGCACUGCUGGAAGCAUGUACAGUACACUGCUAACAAGCAUGUUGACUUAAAACAUUUAGGGCUGCAUUUAAUCUCUAUUUGGUAAAGUGUUUCCCUCACAAAGUUCUGUUGAGGAAACAUUCUGUACAUCAUACGUGAGGAAUUUUAUUCCAAUAACAAGGUGCUUGAAGGGCUUGCUAAAUUUCUGAGAGCUGACCGAAGUGACCUUUAUAAAGCCCCGAGCUUUCCACAGAAGGAUCUUAGCUGUCUAUCAAACAAGGAGGCGGGUAGUAAACAGCAAGGCGUGCUAUGUGAAAAUGAACAUUUUUAUUGUUGUCUGUUUGACUAAAAUCACAUUGUCUGAUUGGAAACAUUCAUUUGAAAACAGAAAUUGUGGUGGAACACACUUGUGAUUCUUCUCUAACUUGUCCCCUAUUAGGGUAUAAACUUGAAUGGGCAGCCUAAUUUAAAAAUAUAGCUAGUAGUAAAAUUACAAGUUAGUGCUGCAACAACUAAUAAUUAGUACUGAUAAAAAUCGAUUAUAAAAAUUUCUGAUUUCAUUAUUGAUUAGUUAAAUGCUGUGGCUUGCUGUCACUUCAUUUAGACUAAAAACAAAUUUGAUGGCAAUGGUGAAGCAUAUUACAACAGAGUAAACCUCCUCUAUGCAUGGAAACAUUUUACAUUACACUACACUGUUGGUCUCAUGACAUACACUCACUGAACACCUGUACACCUACCUAUUCAUGCAACUAUCUAAUCAGCCAGUCAUGUGGCAGCAGUGAAAUGCAUAAAAUCAUGCAGAUAAGGGCCAGCAGCUUCGCGUAAUGUUCACAUCAACCAUCAGAAUGGGGAAAGAAUGUGAUCUCAGUGAUUUUGACCAUGGCAUUAUUGUUGGUGCCAGACAGACUGGUUUGAGUACUUCUGUACUCAACUGACCUGCUGAGUCUCUAGAGUUUACUCAGAAUGGUACAAUAAAGAAAAAACAUCCAGUAAGUGGCAGUUUUAUGGACAGAAACGCCUUGUUGAUGAGAGAGAUCAACAGAGAAUGGCCAGACAGGGUCGAGCUGACAGAAAGGCCACAGUAACUCAGAUAACCACUCAAUUGUGGUGAUCAGAAAAGCUGUUUUGAGAGCAGAAUGAGGCCCUACCCAGGAUUAGUAUAGCAUUCCUAAUAAAGUGCUCAGUGAGUGUAAAUUCUAAAUUAUGUUUUCAUGUAGUAAGUAAUAUUUCAAUUUGUAUCAUUUUGUUUGUGGUCUGUGUGAUUGAGUGCAAUUCCAGGCAUUGAAAGCUAAGUCAACCCCAAAGCUUUGGAAUUGAAUCCACACACCUUUUGCACACACGUUUGCAAGACAGCCAGUGGAUAUAACGAUACAGUACACGUUGUAAAAUUUCGUUUGAUACGAGGCUUUCGAUUUGACAUGUCUGUUUAUCGAGCAAUAUAUUCAACACUCUGCAUAAUGAAGGAGGCUAUUCAUUAUAAAACAAUGCUUAUAGCUUAUAUUACUGAGGUGAAAACAUUUUACAUUUAAACUUAAUCAAGCCCACACUUCCUCCUCUGAAAAAGUAGUUUCCUCUUUAUCCCAAAUCAGGAGGCUUCACCUUAGCAAAGCUUUCGUUUUGUAUAUAUGCUGCUAAAAGUCUGAGUGGAUCACAUUAUCACUGUGUCAUUAUUACGUUUUGAAAAUGGAAAUCUAAGGCACAUAUUCAGGCAAUGCUUAUCUUAUCAACUGUAUUGAAAAAAGUUUUGUAUCAAGGCAGCAUCAUACUGAAGUUGUAUUGGCUUUGAAUUUUGUUUAUUAUUACACCCCUAGUGAGUAUUUAUUUUGGUUUUAUUUUAAAAUUUUCUAGCUGGAAUUGAACAAAUCAGGGCAGAACAGAUAAAACUGAUACACUAUAUGGCCAGAAGUAUGUGUACACCUGAGUAUUGGAUGUCCCAUUCUAAUACCAUGGGCAUUAAUAGUGAGUUGUCCCCCCUUUGCUAAUAUAAUAACCUCCAGUGUGGCUGUCGGGGGUUGUACUCAUUCAGCCACAAGAGCGCAAGAGGUUGGACGCUGAUGUCGGGUGAGGAGGCCUGAUGCGCGGCUGUCAUUCCAAUUCAUCCCAGCUGUGUUCAUUGAGGUCAGGGCUCUGUGCAGGCCACUUGAGUUCUUCCACAUCGAACUUGACAAACCAUGUCUUUAUGGACCUCACUUUCCAAUGAAGGGAAUUCUUAAUACUACGGCAUACAAAAGCAUCAUGCACUCAGUGUCCACUUUAAUAUGAACACCUGUACACCUGCACCUUUAUGCAGUUAUCAAUCAUUCAAUCAUGUGGCAGCAGCACAGUGCAUAAAAUCAUGCAGAUACAGGUCAAAAGCUUCAGUUAAUGUUCACAUCAAACAUCAGAACGGGGGAAAAAAUGUGAUCUCUAUAACUAACUGUGGCAUGGUUGUUGGUGCCAGAUGGGCUGGUUUGAGUAUUUCAGAAACUGCUGAUCUCCUGGGAUUUUCACACACAGCAGUCUCUAGAGUUUACACAGAAUGGUGCGAAAAACAAAAAACAUCCAGUGAGCAGAGGGUCUGCUGGCUGAAACACCUUGUUGAGAGAGAGAUCAGAGGAGAAAGACCAGACUGGUUUGAGCUGACUGGAAGUCUAUAGUAACUCAAAUAAGCACUCUUUACAACCACGGUGAGCAGAAAAGCAUCUUAAAACACACAACACAUCAAACCUUGAGGUGGAUGAGCUACAACAGCAGAAGACCGCAUCAGGUUCCACUCCUGUCAGCCAAGAACAAGAAUCUGAUGCCAUCAUGGGCACAGACUCACUGAAACUGGACAGUUGAAGACUGGAAAAAGAAAUCGUACUUCACGGACACUGGUCAUGUUCAUGUGUGCUAAUAUAUUAACAGUGCUCAUUUAGACUAGAAAUUUAACCGUGCAAAAAAAGAUAUUGCUAUUACUGUCAAAGACCACUACUUUGUGUGACUUGUAACAUUUGCCAAAUGAUCUCUCUUCUUAGUAAAGUGAUCAUGUAGCCAGGCCAUUUUCAUUCCCAAAAAUGUGUUAAUUCAUUGCAGGUUUAGAAUAAAAACCAUGGGAAUCAGUGUUGUAGCUCAUGUUGCAUCAGAAUUGGGUAUUGUGGACUGAUUGUUCACAUAUAAAAUUUCUACCCAGUGUCCCAGCAGGUCUGUCAUCUUUCUCCCUUUUCAUUGCUGUAGGCCGGUGACAGGUUCCAGCUGUAAAUUUGUCCUGUUUUACAUUUGUUUUACAUCAACCGGAAACUGAGAAACCAAAGCGCACUCUGGCAAACCCAUUCAGAACCUCCACUCAGUGCUGCUGUCCAAUAUCUGUUUGAAAUUGUAUAUGUACAUUAUGCAGUUCAAGUCUGUUGCAUUCAGAGUUCUUCACUGUUUUUAAGAAUUUCGUCAACUAUGUUUUACAGUUUAUAAUUUUGUUUUCUAUUGGGUUAAUUUAAUAAAAUUCUUGCUAAAUUUAAAAUUCUAUACAAAGGACACAAUGUAUAGUUACGGAGUAUGCAAUGCAGCAUCAAUAGGCUAUGGACACAACUCACCCCUGAAUAUGUUGUCAUUAUUUUCUUAAAUAAAAACAGGUAAGGCAUUUAUUUGGUCUCUAAUUUGGUGGGAAGUUAGUGAAUGAUAGUCAGCGUAUUCAUUGUUGUGGUGUUUUUGUUACCCAGUUGUAAACUUGUUUAGCCAAAUAAUCAUAGCCAGCUAGUGGAUAAUUAUUUGAGUGUGUUUCUGUGUUGUUGUUUUUUUUUUUUUUAAACUUAAAAUUUGGCUGUGUUUCAGUCUGUGUGUAUUUCAUCCACUGUAUUUUAGCUAGCUAGUUAGAGUUAGCGGACUGGAUUACUACAGCCAUGGAGCUGCGCGUAGCUUAAAGGCACUGUGGUCAUUGUGAGAUUACAUCCGAGCAAUCCUAUCCCCUGUGACCUGAACUCAUAUUUUAGAUAGCUAACUAACAUUGUGAUGAUUCUGUAGGUUAUGUGCUGUUUAUGAUUCGACAAAUGAUGACAAUCACAUCAGGUUGGCGAUUCUCGAGCACUGCUGCUUGAUCAGGCACUCGCAGUGAGCUAGCCAGCUGACAGAAGCUUAAAGACCAGCUUUAGCUGAAGGUAUGGAGUGGUGUCGGCUACAGACUGGAUGACAUUGCUGACCUGUCUCAGUCCCACAUUCUGACUGCCCUGUUACCCUGACAACCCUUGCUGAGGACGCCAGCGGGACUCCGUCCUUUUUAUGCUCUCACCUCCCAUUCUCUCUUGUGCACCUGUACACACUCUGUCUUUGGUUGUUUUGUAUUACUUGCUCCCUUCCUUCCCCUCUUUCCCUCUCCUCUCCUCUCUUCUUUUCCCUUCCUUCUCUUUCUCCCCUCCCUUUCUCUCCUCUGAUCUUUCCCUCUGUCCUGGAAGAGCCCCACCUCAAGAAUUUUGACCUUAGGCCGAGAAGCUAAGAUGAGCUGGCUGAGUCGUAUAACACCCAGGGGUCCAGAUGGGCGGAACAGUAGGAACGUUGCCCCAUCUAGCCCAUGCACUGCCGACCCCGAGACAUGCCUAAUGGUGUUUGAGAACCAUUGGAGACAGGUGUCGUGGGUAUUGGAGCAGAGGGACUCUGUGGCUGGGGGAGCUGAUGAUUUGACAGCAGUGAGGAAUCACACUGAUCAAAUGCUGUGUCUACUGGCAGAGGAAAGACCAGCAGGGGGCGACAGUGAUCCACCAGCUUUGGGCCCUAUUCUGGAGCUGGUGGUGUCUGAAAACAUCCUGGAGCGACUGGUACAGUGGCAUGUGCGCCGUGGUCUGGACCCUGACAGCCAAACAGCUCUGCUGAAGCUGUUCGAAAUGCUGAUUGGCCAAUCCCAUCAGCCCUUGCUACAGAACAGCGCCGUGCUCCAGCCACUGCUCAUUCUGCUGGGAGCUUGUGUAGACCCUCAGUUCGGCUGUCCCCCUAACCUGGAGGCCAGCCUCGUACUGCUGCUCAACCAGGUUUGUGUGUCCAUGGCAAGGCAGCCUGCUGUGUUGGAGCUGUUGUUUAGGUGUGGUACAAUACAGCAGGGUCCCACAAACCUGCUGAUCUUCUCUUUGCUGGUACCAUUUAUCCAUCGAGAUGGAGUUCUGGGACAACAAGCUCGUGAUGCCUUGCUUUUGGUCAUGGCUACCUCGGCCAGCAACCACGCCGUGGCGCGCUACAUCACUGAGAACUCCUACUUCUGUCCGGUACUAGCAACGGGCCUGAGCGCACUCUAUUCCUCUCUGCCGCGGAAGAUUGAGGUGCGUGAUGAUGACUGGCAUGCACUGCAGAGGGAGGACUGGAUGGGCGUGUCCUCUUUGGUCCUCUUCAUGAACAGUUUAGAGUUCUGUAAUGCCGUGGUACAGGUGGCACACCCACUCGUCCGCUACCAGCUUAUUGACUACCUCCACAAUGGCUUCCUGGUACCAGUCAUGGGUCCUGCCCUGCACAAGUCAUCUGUGGAUGAAAUGAUAGCAAGUACGGCAUAUCUGGACCUUUUUCUACGCAGUGUCACAGAGAAGUCCCUCCUCAAGACCUUUCUCCGCUUCAUAUUGCUGCAUCGUCAUGACAAUGACACAAUCCUCGAUACCCUGCUCACACGCAUCAGCAGCAACUCACGGCUGUGCAUGGUCUCUCUCAGUCUCUUCAAGACUUUGCUCUCCCUCAACUGUGAAGACCUCAUGCUCCAGCUCGUUCUCAGGUAUCUGCUGCCUUGCACACAUGUGAUGCUGAGUCAGCGGCGUGCAGUCAGAGAGACUGACCUCUAUGGCAAAUCAGCUGAUAAGUUCCUGUCUCUCAUCCCAGAAUGCUGCAGAAUCACGGCAGCAGCCUGUAAUGAAAAGGAGGAGGAACCUGCCUUCUGGGGCAAGGUGUUAGGUAGCCCCACUUCAGAGUCUCCCAUUCACGCCAAGCCCAGCACUCCAUCCCGCUUGGCUCUCUUCAUUCGGCAGCAAAACACAGGCAACCCAUCCUCCAAUGCUGCUUCUGACAACACUCCCUCCUCUCCUCGGGGCAGCAUUUCCACACCAUCUCCUCACAGCCCGAUGCAUCAGCCUCCAGAUGCUUUAGAAGCUGAGUCUGGUUAUCUGGAGUACCUCAGAGAUGCACGGCGGGGCAUUGAGCUCUGCUCAUGGGCCUGUCGGGACUGGUCAGCCCCUUAUGACGGAGAAAACCCUUCCCCCAACUCGGUACCACCUCCACCACAGCCUCCCACAUCCAACCCAUCUCUCAAUAUGGUGCCUGAACACUUCUCCAUGCAGCAAAGUGGGCUUAAAGACAUCCAGCAAAGGGCAGCCAUAGUGGCAGCAGCACGUGCAGAAUGGAGCAGCUCAGAUCGAAACAGUGGAGAGUGGGAUGUAACAAUCAGUAAGAACUGCAUCAGCCUCACACCUCGCAGCAAGAAACGCAGCCUAUUGCCCAGUUCUGUCUCUCUGCAGCCAUCAUCAUCAUCAUCAUCAUCAUUAUUGUCCUCAUCAGCAGUUCCCCCAUUAGGGCCAGGAGAACCUGCAGGUCGCCAACCCCACACAGUUCCACAUCGAGCACUCUAUAACGGCACUGGACAGGCAGAUGAAUGUGUUGAUAUGUCUGAUAGAGGAAUGGAGGUGAAGAAGGUAAAGAGAGAUGCAGACGCUAACGGAAGAGUGGAAGAAUUAAACGUGAAUGGAAGGGUGGGUAUUGUAUCUACAGAAUCCAGUCUUCCUUUGCAGGGAGAGUAUAGUUUGGUGACGAAACCAUCUCAGGUGCAAUCUACUGCGCUUCCACAACCACAGCCAUGCCCAGCUAACUUGCAGUCCUCAUCCCAGGAGUGUAACUCCAGUGAAGGACAAAGAUCUACUCCAGCCUUGAGCUCAACUGAAACUUUCAUCGCCACAAGCUGCAGCAGCCCUGGGCUGGAGUCGGUCGAAAGCCUGAUUGAUGAGCUGCUAGAACAAGCACCAUCUGAACCACUGUCCGAAGACUCCAAUGGCAAGGGCAUCAGCAUAGAAGCAUUCCACCAAGAGCUAAGAGAACUAGAAGAGCGAGUAAAGGGAAGGAGAGUUCACAAACGAAGCACUGAUGAGUUCAUACAAGAUCCCUUAUCUAAUCCCCCUGAUCCAAACCGGACAGAUGAGGAGUGCCCUUCAUUGGAGACUGAGCAGGGAGCUGAAGAAUCAAAGCCUGAAAGCUCCACCCCAUCCAUGUUUAGCCCAGCACGACCCCUUGGACAACCUCAAGCACAACCAUACAUAGGUCCCUUUUUGACGGUGCUCUUUUCAAAGCUGGAGAACAUGAUGCAAAAUUCUUUGUAUGUGAACAUUCUGCUGACCGGCAUUGUCUUUCAGCUUGCCUGCUACCCUCAGCCUCUCCUCCGCUCCUUCCUUCUUAACACAAAUAUGGUGUUCCAGCCUAGUGUCAAGUCUCUCAUACAGGUGCUUGGAUCUGUAAAGAAUCGUAUUGAAGCAUUUGCUGCAGUGCACGAGGACUUUCCAGCUAUGCUGAGGAAGGCUCGGCGCUUCCUUGUCACACGAGGCAAACUAGACUGGACAGAUUCGGCCACAGGAGUACCCCCUCUCCGCCGAUCAGACUCAAUGGUGAAGAGUCGGAAGCCAUCACUGGGUGAGCUGAUCCUGAGGCAUACUAACAGUCCAACGCGAGCACGCCACGCAGCGCAGGCAGCUCUGGCACACGUGAGGGACGGUGGCCAUUCUCUGCACAGUGCUUUGUUCCGUGGCGUGGUGGCCGGGACCGGGACUUCCAGUCUUGAGAAACAGGCAGAGGCGCUGCGGGUAAAGAACACGGUAUACUGUGCUGUCAUCUUCUCUGAGUUUCUCAAGGAGCUGGCAGCUUUGGCACAGGAGCAUGCAGUGGCCAUGCCCUUCCCACCCAGCCAGGGCACUGAGGAGUGAUAGACACUGUGCCCAAUCUUCUCUUAGUUUUUAAAAGGAAUUUAAAAAACAAGCGCGCGAGGAUAGGUGUAAUUACAUGUUUAUAAUAAUUUUUUAAAACUGUACAGGAUAUGUAAGAGCUUCAUUGUUAAAGCUUUAGAACAUUGUCCAUAUAAAUCUUGUAUAUAUUCUAUAUAAAAUAUGUGUAUAAUGUUUUUACACAGUAUGCUCAGAGCGACUUGUAUGCUUUAACAUGGCUGUACACAGGCACUCCCUAAAGCAAAACUUUGGUGUUAUUUCGCUACAUAUCUUUUUGUUUUUGUUUUUUUUUAAUGUAAGAGGCAUGCUGCUGUGAUCUUUUUAUAUUAUUAGGUCUGUACCGAGUAAUUCUAUUCAAAGAAUCUACUGAAAAAAAUUUAAACAAAGCUCCAUAAAACUUGCAUAUUUCUGUUAGUUGUGUAGAUUUAUAUAGGGAAAUGAUUUUCAUAAUGUGGCUUGAUUGUCAAUAACCAUAAUAAGGGCCUUGAAAGCUGGCCUAAACAAUUCCCAUGUACAACCCCAUUUAUCCAAACAAAGUGAGGAAAAAGACAACAUGCCAGUGAACUCAUGCAGCACCUACCCUUAAAGUAUAAAUAUUUUUGGGUCUUGCCCAAGUAGAAAUACAGUUUUUAAAACAGGGUUGGUGUGAAUAAGUUAAAAUAUACAUCUAUAAGAGAAUGUUAUUUCUCCUUUUUAUAAAAAGAAAAAAAAAAUUCUGUCAUAAAAGCUACAUUUGCAGAACUAAUAAGGAGCACUGGCCAGUUAGCUCUUGUGAAUUAUACAAUAUUUUACUCACUGAAAUCUUGGGUGCAUUUGUUGCGUAUUGAGAUGGAGUAUUUGAAAUGGAGCACAUGAGUUGCCAGGUAAAACAUAGCUUUGUUAUUUAUAGUAGAAGAUGGUCGUGUGUGUGCCGUAGCCUGUUCUUGAAAAGAUACUGCAGCCAAAUUUUUUUUUUUUUUGUAAACAUGCCUUUCCAUCGUCUUACCCCACUCGCUAGCUAAUGCAAAGAACUUCAUGGCCUAACUAAUGCACAUUACUCGUGUUUGUAGCAAGGUACAUUUAAAUAUAAUAGCACUCUUAAAAAUUAUGUUCUAUACAGUAAUAUCGGUUACUUACUUAUUUAUUUAUUUUUUUAAACACAAAACUAAAUGUGUACAGCUUGGUACACUGCAUUUUACUGGCGUUCAAAUAAAUUGCCAUCUUUCAUGAUUGAUUUCCAUAGGGGUUCCCAAAGAUUGUAUUUGAUGUAUUUGCAUCAUGUUUGCUGAGUAUUUUAGUGAAGGGACAUUAAAAGGACAUAACCAGCACAGGGAUGCAAAAUUGUGACAUGUUAAAAUUCUGUAGCUUGAAGAUAUACUACAAAGCUAGAUGAUACUAAAUAACAACAAAUAAUGUUUAAACCCAAUUGUAAACCCCAGGCGGAAUGUCAGUAAUGUAUCUCACAUUAUCCACUGUUUAAGUGAUUAGUUCAACUAUAUGGGGAAACUUGGAGAGUUGACCAGUCAAGCAUGAUCAUCUCAAAGCAUCUGUUCCUAGACACAUCAUCUCAGAGGGUUAAAAAGAGGUCACUGGAAGAGCAUACCACAAUAGUGAACUGUAUGCUCCACUUUUUAUUUUCCUAUUGUCAAAUUAUAUUUUAUUCCAAGUACAGCAGAUUGAGUAUUCUCUCUGACUGGAGGUGGUCAUGAGAUACUGUGUGAAAUGGCACAGGAAAUUGACUGGAUAGAGAAUAACAACAGGAGGAGGAUGAUCAUUGCAACAGGAGAAUUUGAUUUUUGAAAAGGCACUGAUCCUUUACUGGCUCUUUAUGGUGCUCCAUUUAGUUUUUGAAUAAGUGGGCCAUUUAGUUUCCCUGGUGGCCUGUUUUGUAGAUGACGAGACUGUCAGGUUUUAGGCGAGUUCCAGCCUGUGCAGGGAAUGUGCCAAGUUCAGAGAAAGAGAAGCCAUCUCAGUGUUGCAGCAGUCAGUAAGUUCAUUGUAUGGUUUAGUUUUAGUUUAUUUUGGAUUUUUUUUUUCCCCAGGAGACUUUAGUAUUCAUUGUGAAAAUAGUGUAUGUGUGGGUGGUUUGUUCUCUCAAUUUUUUUUUAAUUAUUUUUUUUUAAAUAUGUACUGACACUUUGUUUUUGUGCAGGCAAUUUUUGUGAAAUCUACCUUGAUUAUUUCCAAAUUAUUCACAGCCAUAGAGACAAUGUCACUUUCUAUACUUUAAUGUUCUAUACAUUUGUUUUAAUGUACCAAAUCACGUUAUAGUGCGGUUCCAUUCAAAAAAAAAAGUGACAAUUUUUGUUUUAGACCUGUAAAUUCAAUCACAUUUCAUUUUCAAUCGUUGUAUGUGUAUAUAAAAAUGCAGAAAAUGCUGGUUAAAUUAAGAAGAUGGAUGUAAACGUUGCAGCUUGGACUCAGUGCCACUUAUCUAUCAAUCCAUCCAUUUGACCCCACCUAGCCAUCUGCCCUAUUGCUAUCCAUUACAAGCAAGCUUUUCUUUGCUCAGACUUUGAAUAAUUCCAUUAGAGUUUUUGCUUUCCAGAGAAUAUUUAAGUGUCAUUUCAAUCAGGAGUUUUAUUUGUGGUUGUUUUAAGAGCAGAACAUCUUUCAUAUGUUUACUUAAGCACCAGUGUCACAUUUUGUGUUUAUUUGUUUCAGGUGGUGGCAAUGUGGCCUAUGUUUAAAUAUUCAUCUAAAAAUAUUACCUGCUCUAAAGUUUUUGUUCAGGGUUUCUGAAAUGUGUCAAUAUGCCAGGCUCUUACUGAGUAGUCACAUUAAAGGUGCUCCGAGUUGUUGACAGAAGCUAAAAUUUUUUUUACGAGUGAUGUUAUGCCCUUGGCUGUGGUUUCUGUAAGCAUGUAAGGCAUGUAUUAAAGUGGAGAGGUGAAUAUUAAAUAGCUGUUUUAGGAACAACAUCAGGAGCUAUGGUGCCAAGUAUUGCCUAGUAAACAGGUUACUGGCCCCUCUGGUGUUUUUACUGUUGGUUAGAGCUUAAAAAAAAAAAAAAGAUUAUGCGAACGGGGCACUUUUGUGUUCAUACCCUGAAAAAGUGUGUUUGAUAAGCUAUGCCACUGUUUUAUGUUUCAACUUCAGAGACAGUAGAGCUUACUCCAGUACACAUGGUUCCAGGAGGUUGGACCUCUAGAAUAUAAUCAAUAUUUUAAAACUGACUUAAACUAAAUAAAUAAAUAAAUAUAUAUAUAUAUAUAUAUAUAUAUAUAUAUAUAUAUAUAUAUAUAUAUAUAUAUAUAUAUAUAUAUAUAUAUACUAGAGUAAUGAAGCUUUUGACAAAGUAAUUGCUUGAUCUCAGUUGCUGGCUAUAGGAAAUAGGGAAAUUUGUGUGUGUAAAUUCGGUGGAACCCAUAAAGGAUUUUGAAGUUGAUUUACAGUCAUUAAUUAUUGUUAAUUUCAUUCUUUUUCUUAUCUUGGCUGUUUUUCCUUUAAAUGGUGAAGUGCUGUUGAUGUGUUUGCGGCUUGUUAUCUAUGCAAACCUGCUCCUGUUGCUCUUAGUCUGAAACAGUUCAGCUUUUGUGUACACACAAUAACACUUAAACUUGGGGAGAUUCACCAAGCCCCCCUUUUCUUUGACAAUUCACAGAACUGUAUGGAAACAAAUGUAAAAUGAUGAAUGUUGCCAGAAAUAUUUUUCUAUAUAAAUCCUGAUGAGUACAGUUGAUCUCAAUAGGGGAAAUCAAUGGUUACACUUUAAAAUCUGUAAAACACUAAAAGGGAAUGUUUUUUUAAAUUAAUUUAUAAAUGUUUUACUUAGCAAUA
Messenger RNA from Pangasianodon hypophthalmus (striped catfish), 11651 nucleotides. RefSeq names its product FHF complex subunit HOOK interacting protein 1B (gene fhip1b). Bases 4437 to 7874 code for a protein of 1145 amino acids. Gene Ontology annotation, cellular component: FHF complex. Gene Ontology annotation, biological process: endosome to lysosome transport; early endosome to late endosome transport; endosome organization. The record is from RefSeq and is a predicted model, not a curated record. Lineage: Eukaryota; Metazoa; Chordata; Actinopteri; Siluriformes; Pangasiidae. The transcript has 13 exons.